AUGGGCCAAACGUCAUCUCAAGAAGUGACUCAGAAGAAUAAGCCAGAUCUUGUUAUGUGUGACAUUUUCAGUCGAGCUGUGAUCUUUGCGGCUCAGAAACUGAAGGACUAUCUUGGAUUUGUAGAUCCUCUAAGCAAACUGUCCCCAGAUGCCAACACACUGAAUGAGAUCUUUUUAAUUCAUUUUAUUAGCUUCUGUCAUGAAAAUGGAAUGGACGAGAAGAUCACUACUAACAAAAUGACCAAGAAUCAGGCCUUGUUGUUUGGGGCCGAUUGGAUCUGGACCUUCUGGGGAUCUCAGAAGGAAAUCCUGUUUCAGCUGGCUGUCCAGACUUUACAGAUGUCCACAGACUUCCAUAUUGAGUCGAUUCCCCGUGACCUGCUCAGCAAGGAAGCUGUGUCAGACGUGCAUUCUAGGGAGGAAAAUCGAUUUGAGAAGAUGGAGGAAUUCUGUAAUUUGAUAGGUGAGGACUGUCUGGGUUUAUUUAUCAUCUUUGGUGUUCCAGGAAAGCCUAAAGACAUCAGAGGAGUUCUCUUGGACAGUAUCAAAAACGAGAAAAUUCAAAACUGCCUGUCAGGAGAGAAGGCUCUGAAACAUUUUAUCUUAAACACAAAGAACUGUCUAUCUACCAAAGAACUGUUAGAAAACUAUCUGUGUAAAAACGAUAGGCUGAAUAAGAUAGGCAAAGUUUAUAUUAAUUUUCUCUGAAUUUUAGGUACGUUAAGUAGACCAAGAAAAUAUAAACCCAUGUGUCAAGCAAAGAAUUCUAUUCUUUCAAGCCUAAGAGCAUUAUUUAAUGUUACAGCAUUAUUUAGUGCACUAAUUGGGUUUAGGACAGUAUUGUAUACACUGACAAAUUCAUUUCUUUUGGUGGCAAAAAUUAGCUAAGCCACAUUCCAAAUGAUUGUAUUAUUGUGAUCAUGAAAAAGAAAAAAAAAAGCCAUGAAGAUCUUUAGGGGGAAAAAAACCACAUAGUUCAAUGUAACAUUUCUUCAUUUGCUUGGGAAGCCAAUACUAAAUAAAACAACUCUGAAAGUUUGCUUUGCAA
Monodelphis domestica (gray short-tailed opossum) is the source of this 1048-nucleotide messenger RNA. It is a transcript of the gene REP15, whose product is annotated as RAB15 effector protein. Gene Ontology annotation, cellular component: recycling endosome; endosome membrane. NCBI's taxonomy places the organism in Eukaryota, Metazoa, Chordata, Mammalia, Didelphimorphia, Didelphidae. Gene Ontology annotation, biological process: receptor recycling; transferrin transport. The record is from RefSeq and is a predicted model, not a curated record.